Messenger RNA from Protopolystoma xenopodis, 810 nucleotides. The record is from the annotation of a GenBank genome assembly. Lineage: Eukaryota; Metazoa; Platyhelminthes; Monogenea; Polystomatidea; Polystomatidae.
AUGGCUUCGUACAGCGGCCUCAGCACCAAUGAGCAAAAAAGCAAAGCUUGGCGACACAGCGUAUGUCAUCCACUAUCAUUUCCACUACCCAGUUAUACCACCAUUCAACCAGCCGGAUCCUGCCGACAGAUUUGUGCUGACCUCCCGCCAGAAGAGGCUUCUCUUACUGCUUCCUUCUUUAGUACUGGCUCCAGAGGCUCCAUACUUACCUCCAGCCGAAUAGGGCUUCCAUUCAGCUUGAAGACAGCAGGCGACAUUGAGGCACCAAAGCCCUCUUCUCUUCGGAACCUUGUCUGUGGUAUUAGGACAUCGCUGGCUCCAAGAACAUCUCAAGUGAUAGAGACCGCAACUGACAGUUGGCCAAUAGUGACGUGCUUACCAAUUCCUAACUCUGAUGAGAUUGUGGCUGCACAGGACUCGUUUUUGAAGACUAGAUCUAAUAUAUGUACAAAUAGGAAUGAAGCACAAAUUAACGCCCUAUGCGACGACUUGAAUGCACCUAACAAAGGGCCAAGAACAGAUGCAGAAUCUGCAUCCGGUGGGGGCUACAGAUUUAAUGAUGUAGAUACCGAGAGAAACAGAUGGGUUCACCUACGGCCUUACAACUGUCGGUCUCAUUCUUUAAAGCCCUAUUCUUCUCAUACCAAGGAAGCUAUUAGCGGGUGGCGUUUAAGCACUGGAGAGCUUAAAGCAGCCACGAAGAAAGCUAAUCAACAGCAAUGCUACAGUUUAGAGCCCACAAGUCAUAAGUAUCCGAAGAAUGCAGUAUUCUCAUCGAAUUUAAAAAAUUCUGGAACUAAUGCUAACUUA